Messenger RNA from Microbotryum saponariae, 1326 nucleotides. The record is from the annotation of a GenBank genome assembly. NCBI's taxonomy places the organism in Eukaryota, Fungi, Basidiomycota, Microbotryomycetes, Microbotryales, Microbotryaceae.
AUGUCCGACGACAAGCAGAAAGGCGCUGAUGCGCAGAAGGUAAGCCUCGACUCGAGAAACUCCCUUGUGGUAGGAACCUGCUGCUGGUGCUGACCUCGACUCAACUACACCUGCUUGUCCCCACCUGGCAGAACAUCACCAGCUGGGCCGACAAGAACGGCGAGUUCAAGCGACUCCCGUACGUAACUUCAUUUUGACUUGUUGUAUGUCGUGCACUGAGUCUCGACUUGAUAUCUGCCCCACAGUUCCGUCUUCCGCAACCACAUUGAGCAAGGCGGCAAGCAUCCUCCCGAAAAGGGCCGUUACACCCUCUACGUCUCGCUGGCCUGCCCCUGGGCCCACCGCACGCUUAUUGUCCGCAAGCUCAAGGGACUCGAGAAGUUCAUCGAUGCCUCGGUCGUUCACCCCUUCAUGGGUGCGCUCGGAUGGAGCUUCUACCCUCCCAUUCGCGACGAGGAUGGUGCCUACCCUGUGACUCACGGUGAGACGGGUCCCGACGAUGGAGUCCAAGGCGUGAUCCGCGAUCCCCUCUACGAUUCCAAGUUUGUGCGAGAGCUUUACUUCAAGGCUGACAAGGAGUACAAUGGAAGGUGAGUAUGGGCUGCGAAGAGCGGCACCUUGUCUUGAAUUGUGCCUGACGAUUUAAACUUCGGCUCGCCUGUAGAUUCACGGUGCCCGUCUUGUGGGACAACAAGGUCGGUCUCCAGUUGGCAAUCAGUAAUCACGAUGAUUUGUUCCUAACGUGAUCGAUUUCGACCUCUCUAGGAAGCGACGAUCGUCAACAACGAGUCGUCCGAGAUCAUCCGCAUGCUCAACACCGAGUUCAACUCAGAGCUUCCCUCGGAGUUCGCUUCGCUUGAUCUGUACCCCGAGUCGCAGAGGCAAGAGAUCGAUGCGCUCAACGAGUGGGUUUACUCGGACGUCAGCAAUGGAGUGUACCGUUCCGGCUUCGCGACGUCGCAGAAGGCCUACGAAGAUGCGGUCAAGAAGCUGUUCGCCAGCUUGGACCGCCUUGAAAAGAUCUUCAGCAACGGCAAGGCGUACCUCGUCGGGGACAAGCUGACCGAGGCCGAUGUGAGGCUCUACACGACGAUCGUGCGCUUCGAUCCCGUGUACCACGGUCACUUCAAGUGCAAUCUUGGCUCGAUCCGCCACGACUUCCCCAACCUCAACCGCUGGGCGCAGAACCUGUACUGGAAGUCGCCGGCGUUCAAGGACACGACCGACUUUGACCACAUCAAGAGGCACUACUACAUGUCGCACGGCCACAUCAACCCUACGCGUGUCGUUCCCGUCGGACCGUUGCCCAACAUCGAGUCGCUCUAG